AUGUAUCUUUCGUUGCAAGAAACACUCAAAGCCCACGCACCACAAUAUCAUAGAACCGCGCAAGGACAAGCCGACUGGAAGGAAAGGCCAGUCCCUCGCGACGGUGGGGAGAGUAUGUCGGACCAGGAGUCAGGGCCGGGCUUCACCGGCAGGUACGUGGCUGGGCUGCGGUACAUGGAGAGCUCUCGGGUGGCGCAGCUGCUGCUGGUGGACCCGCUGGCCGGCAAGCUGGCGGGUGCCAAGGGGCUAGAGCUCGCGCAGCGAGAACUUGAGAACCUGGAGCGGGACCAGGGACCCGGCCGGCAUUUGCGUGUUCCCGCACGCACCCGGCUGAUAGACGACCUAUUGGAGCGGGAGCUGGGGCCCCUGGUGGCAGCGGCCCCAGCUGGCACCGGCGUGGCGGCGCAGGUGGUCGCUUUUGGUGCAGGCAUGUGCACACGCGCCUGGCGGCUGCGCUGCCUGUCGCGUGUGUCCCUGUUGGAGCUGGACCUGCCUCACAUGGCGGCGCUCAAGAGACAGCUGCUGGCGGAGGCGGGCGCCGCCACGGUCAGCGGCAGCGAUAACAGCAGCUGUGACGCCGGGGCAGGAGAGGACCAGCAGACCGCCGCCUUCCCACUGCACGCCGCUCGCUACGCCUGCAUCGGUGCCGACCUGUCCGCCGUGGGCGCAGACGAGGCCACUCCAGGCGAAGCCGCCGUCGCCGCCGUCGCAGCGGCGCUGGCCGCCGCCCUGAAGCCGCACGGCUUUGACCCAGCCCUACCCACGGUGUGGGUGGCGGAGGCUCUGUUGUACUACAUGCCGCUGCCGGCGGCGGCGCGGCUGCUGGCGGCGGCGGCGGCGCUGUCGGCGCCGGGCAGCCGGCUGGUUGCCACGGUGCUUGACCGAGAGCUGCUGGAGGCGAGCAGGAGCGGCGUGGACGAGGGCCACGUGUUCAAGGACCUGUGGUUCUUCGACGCGGAUGAGAUGUUGUACGGCGCCGCGGCAGCCGCCUUCCAGGCCGCUUGGGCCGUGGACUGGCCCGCCACCGCGCUGAUGCCUGGGAGGACCGAGGCAUCACCUGGGGCAGCGGCAGGGGCGGAGGCGGCGGGGGCGGAGGCGGGGGAAGGAGCGGGAGAAGGUGCACGAGUUGAGGACGCUGCGCGGCCGCUGCCGCCCAGUACGCGGCAGCUGGCGGCGGCGCGGCUGGGUGCGGACACGUACGUGGCGCUGUAUGGCGGCGCUGAGCUGCUGUUCGUGGCCGGACUCAACUCGUGAUGGGUCAGGAGUCAGGAGUCUGGUCUGUCAGAGAUCUCCGCGCGGGCGAAGACAUGGCGUGGUGUGAUGUGGUAUGACGUGGUGUGGCGUCGCAGUGGCGUAGUAGUGGCGUGUGAAUUAUCAACUGGGACGAAGUACGUUGUCAGGUUUGCAAGAGCCCUUACCAAGAAUUAACGAUGUUACUGUGCAGCAAAUGUAGCACAGGGUGGCAUAUGCACUGCCUCACGCCUCCCCUAGAGAGCGUGCCUCAAGGUCGGUGGUACUGCCCCCCGUGCGAAGCCAACUUCCGCGCAAAACGAACAAAGAGAAAUGAUACAACUCCCACAAGACGCUCCAAGCGUUUACAACGCUGAGGACUGGCCGAGGACGUCCAGUCCAUCAGGGGGAGAGUGUGGGCGGAACGCCCGCCAAGAUGAGACACGAUGAGAGGCACGGCCGAUGGCGCCGAGUUAAGCCAUCACCACGCCCAGUGUUCCAGCCAGAUCUACUGUUACGAUCCCUGUUCGAGACAGGGCUGGGCCCUAACUUAUGGCUCUU
Molecule: messenger RNA, 1791 nt
Organism: Chlamydomonas reinhardtii
Lineage: Eukaryota; Viridiplantae; Chlorophyta; Chlorophyceae; Chlamydomonadales; Chlamydomonadaceae
Exons: 6
Coding region: 115-1254 (379 amino acids)
Biological process (GO): methylation
Molecular function (GO): methyltransferase activity
Source: RefSeq, a predicted model, not a curated record